Messenger RNA from Branchiostoma floridae (Florida lancelet), 1263 nucleotides. Its product is annotated as density-regulated protein-like. Bases 144 to 704 code for a protein of 186 amino acids. Gene Ontology annotation, biological process: translation reinitiation; formation of translation preinitiation complex. NCBI's taxonomy places the organism in Eukaryota, Metazoa, Chordata, Leptocardii, Amphioxiformes, Branchiostomatidae. The transcript is spliced from 8 exons. The record is from RefSeq and is a predicted model, not a curated record. Gene Ontology annotation, molecular function: translation initiation factor activity; mRNA binding.
CCGGUCGGAAAUUUGAAUUUCUCGUUUGAACUCGAACGCCGGUUAGGGCGCAUGCGUGAGGUCACGACGCCUGCGCACUGAGCGUGACCCAGGCGAGCUGAGUCCAACCAUUUUGUUACAUUUUCAGAAAUUUCUGGUUGGACAUGGCUUCCACAGAAGAAGCCGAGGCAGAGGCUGGAGCAAAAGCACCAAAGAAAAAUGUAUCAUACCCUCUAAGGAUCUUAUACUGUGGAGAAUGCACACUACCAGUAGAGUACUGCGAGUACAUGCCAAACAAUGAUAAGUGUAAAGCCUGGUUAGAGAAGAACCUGCCCUCGGAGUUUGGCAAGAUAUAUCUCGGAGAGAAAUCCCCAGAAGGAGGAGACACAGGAGAAACAGACAAGAAGGGAAGACAAAAGAGAGGUGGCAGAGGCAACAUCAAAAUCAAGAAGAAGUCAGAACCCCAGGGGGUGACGAUCGCACGUGUACAGAGAAACAAGAAGAAAUAUGUGACGAGGAUACGCGGGUUAGCUACAUAUGAUAUUGACCUAGAGCAAGCCAGAAAAUUUUUUGCCAAUAGGUUUGCAUGUGGAGCGUCAAGAACAGACGAAGAUGAGAUCGUGAUUCAGGGGGACGUGACAGACGACAUCUUUGACGUGGUCCCAGAGAAAUGGCCGGAGAUUGAUGAAGACAACAUUGAUGAUCUAGGAGACCAGAAGCGAUAAACGCAUGUAGCUGCUUGCUGUAACAACUCACUCAAAAGAAGCAACUUCUGCAUUAAAACAGCCCUGAUGAUAUAUUCUGUUGUAGGUUGGUAAAAUGUCCCUGGAACUCUCCAUGUGUCAUCUUUGUGUCAAAGGUCAAAGACCCUGAUACGUAUUGUAUUGUACUGUUGGUCAGCUAGUAGUAUAUUUGUUGCUUGGAGGUUGAAAUGAAACACAUUUGAAAUUGGACGUGGUCCAAUACUAGUAUUUCAGCUGGUCCUUCUAAGUUUCUUAUGUGGGCAGCAAUCCUUAGUAGAUGUUGACGUUGACCAGGAAAACAGCUCUGACUGGAAAUGUCAGAUGAAAAGACAGUCUUAUAUAUGUUUGGUAAGUAAAAUUCAAAGCUCAGCUCUUAUGUUCUACCCAAGGAAGUUAUAACCUGUUUGGUUCUACACAUGCAGUGUUGUCAAUGCAGGUGACCUGUAAUGCUAGCAAGCACAAAAUGAUGGACAAACUUCACAUCAGAUUUAAUGAUUAUAGGACCCGAAACAUGAACUACAAUAAACUGUCGAUCCACAGA